UGUAAUUCCUUCUCUUUAUUCCUUCUGUUUUCUGUUAUUUGCUGUUGGUUUUCUUUAGUUACUGUUUGGAAUUUAUGUGUGUUUGAGAAGUGAUGAUAAUAUGAUGGAAUGCCUUUCACUAAACUUGAGAAUUGUCGAAUUUUGUCUGUUCUUAACAUGAAUUGGUCCUUUUAGAAUCAUGUGAGUGACAUUGAUUGAAACCGGAGAAAUAUAUUCAUUGGAAGAGAAUUAAUUUUCAAGUUAUUUGAGUCACUUGGAGCCUCUCUCUUGUUUGGGAGUGAAACUGAAAUGGUUAAAAUGGCUCAAAAACUUGCUUUUAACCCUUCAAAAUCAAUUUUAAUGGUAUGAAUAUCACGUUUAAAAAUGAAACGUUAAAUUUUUUAAUGGUCAAAGGGAGCAAACUAGUCGUAACUGAUAUGUACUCCCUUCUCCAGGUUGGAGAUUUCAUUACCCAUUAUCUCAAGUUGUACAAGAAAAAGUUGAUUUUGAAUGAUUAAAGAAAGAGAAAGACAUGUUUCAGAAUGAUUUUAAAUAUGACAAAAGUGACUUUAGCAAUUUCAAAAUCUCUCCUAAACAUAUAAACAAGCCUAAACCAACCGAACUUUUUCAAGGCCUAUCUUCAUCUCUUCCCUCAUAGCUAUUAGAUAAAACAAACUGUUAUUCUGGUAGUUAGUUUAAAGAUAAUUUGUUUAUCAGUUAUUAGUUUGUCUCACUAAAGUUGUAUAAAUACCAUUAAAUAGGGAAAAUAUGAAUAUCAGGCCCAUUUUUUUUUCUCCCAUUGUGCAACUUUAAUAUGGUAUCAGAAGUUUAGUUUUUUUCCGCCUCUUUUUCCCCUUUGCGUGCCAAAACUAUGACUUCCAACCCCAACCUUCUUAUUCCUGAAGAUCCUCCCCUUCCUCAACAUUCGACAGUCUCUCCGACGAUCCCUCCAUCAUCUUCUGCCAAUAACCUACCAAAUACCUCUUGCAAUACUCAUCAGGAGCAAUAUGCCUCCUCCAACAGCCCCUACAUCCUUAACCAUAGCGAUACAUCAAAUCUUAUCCUCGUCACAGAGCUAGUUACUGACAAUAACUAUGUCAUAUGGAGCCGUUCCAUGGUUCUUGCUGUAUCAAUUCAAAAUAAGCUUGGGUUCAUUGAUGUAUUGAUUACCAAACCUGCCGGUGAGUUGCUCCCUCUAUGGAUUUGGAACAAUAAUGUAGUAAUUGCUUGGAUUCUAAACUCUACUUCCAAGGGAAUUUUGUCAAGCAUUCUGUUUACACAAUCCGCUCGAGCUACAUGGAUUGACCUUCAAGAUUGUUUUCAAAAAAGAAAUGGUCCACGGAUUUUCCAGUUGAAGUGUGGCCUAUCUACUCUCAAGCAAGAUCAAGAAUCUGUAACAAUGUAUUUCGCCAAUAUUAAGAGCCUAUGGGAUGAAUAUGCUUCCUAUCACCCAGGUUGUACUUGUGGCAAAUGUGCCUGCAGCGGCACUAAAUCCGUUGAAGACUUCGUGAAUUUUGAAUGUCUCAUGUACUAUCUAAUGGGAUUGAAUGAUGACUUUAAUCAUGCCUGUUCACAAGUUCUUAUCAUGGAUCCUCCACCGGCAAUCAAUAAAGCUUUUUCUUUAAUAGUCCAGCAAGAGUAGCACCAAUCCACCUCAAAACCUCCUUUACCUUAGUCGUUCAAAAACCCAACCCACCUCAACAUUAUACACAACCAUAGCAGAACUCCAAUCAGAACUCUUCUCCAACUCACAACAGACUAAACAAGAACUGACCGAUUUGGACUUACUGCCAUUUAUUUGGACAUACCAUAGACAAAUGUUACAAACUUCAUGGCUUUCCCCAGGCUACAAACCGAAGAACAGAUCAAACAACCAAGUGCACAAAACUCCAUCAAACAAACCAUCUGCCAAUACUAAUGCCGUAGAAAUUAACAAAUAUCACCUGGAUCAAGUACCCUGCUGGACAACGAGACACUCACUCAAUGCCGCUACUCAUAUUGCAGGCAAGAUCCAUUUGAAGAAGAUUGACAGGAAUAAACUACAUGAUGGACUAUAUAUCAUUGAGCAUCCCUGACAAGUUGUUGAUCCUUUACAUUCCUCAUCUUCUAUUAAUGCAGUAUCUCGUGCAACUCCUGAUGUUUGGCAUACAAGACUUGGACACCCUUCUAUCUUCUGCUUGUUUAUCCUAAAAGAUGUGUUGUUUCUUGAUUCUUCUAUGUUAAUAAGACUCAUUUGUGUGAAAUGUGUCCAUCAGCGAAACAGAAAAGAUUGUCUUUUGAAUCAAACAAUAAUAGAACUUCUACUAAUUUUGACA
Cucumis melo (muskmelon) is the source of this 2294-nucleotide messenger RNA. RefSeq lists its product as uncharacterized. The record is from RefSeq and is a predicted model, not a curated record. The transcript has 2 exons. NCBI's taxonomy places the organism in Eukaryota, Viridiplantae, Streptophyta, Magnoliopsida, Cucurbitales, Cucurbitaceae. Bases 851 to 1621 code for a protein of 256 amino acids.